Molecule: messenger RNA, 2028 nt
Organism: Solea solea (common sole)
Lineage: Eukaryota; Metazoa; Chordata; Actinopteri; Pleuronectiformes; Soleidae
Gene: thnsl2
Product: threonine synthase-like 2
Exons: 9
Coding region: 237-1706 (489 amino acids)
Biological process (GO): 2-oxobutyrate biosynthetic process; dephosphorylation
Molecular function (GO): pyridoxal phosphate binding
Source: RefSeq, a predicted model, not a curated record
UAUUGGAACAGCACUUGGACUGAGACUGAUGACGUUUUCACAAGUACGUGAGUACGCAAGUACGCACAAGUAUGGAUAUUGAGAAACGGCCUCUGUCUGUCUUUACCGCUCGCUCCAGCUCACUGACGCAGCUAACAUAAUCCCAGCUAACGGUGAGGCACACAAACACAGAAUUACGCCAGAAGACACAAGAAAAACUACAGCGACUUCGUGGUCUCCAUCCUAUCCUUAGCCUGAUGAAGUACUGCAGCACUCGUGGCGGAGUCCAGGGAUGGGACUUCCGGGAUGUACUGUUCUCAGGUUACGCUCCAGACGGUGGGAUGUUCAUGCCGGAGAGCGUUCCCGUGCUGAGCUCAGAGACGCUGAGGGGCUGGAGGAGGCUGUCCUACAAAGACCUGGUGGUGGAGGUCGCCUCGCUGUUCAUCCCCAUACAACUCAUCCCUAGACGGGACCUGGAGGUCCUCGUCUCUGAAGCUCUGUCCACCUUCUCGGUGCCCGAUAUCGUCACAAUCGCUCGUCUGAAGGGCGGCCUCUCCGUGCUGGAGCUCUUCCACGGAGAAACCAUGGCCUUCAAGGACCUGGCGAUGACCUGCACAGUGCGCUUCCUUAACUACUUCCUGCAGAAAGAGAAUCGCAGAGCUACCGUUAUCGUAGCUACGUCAGGUGACACGGGCGGCUCGGCCAUCCACAGCGCCAAAGGUCUGCAUGGGUUGGACGUGGUGGUGGUUUAUCCUCGGGGACGCGUCACUACAGUCCAGGAGCGGCACAUGACCACCUGCCUGGAGGAGAACGUCCACGUGUUUGCAGCCGACGGCAGCUCUGACGACAUCGACCGCCCCGUGCGACGCCUCUUCGCCGACCAGGACCUGGUCAAGUCUCACAACCUCAUGAGCCUCAACUCGGUGAACUGGUCCAGGGUCAUGAUCCAGCUCACGCACUUCAUCUACGCGUACCUGCAGCUGAGCGGCAUCGAGCAGAGCGAGGGCGACAACGCCGCCACCGCGCAGCUGCCUGAGCUGCAAGUGGUGGUGCCAACAGGGGGCGCUGGAAACAUCGCAGCGGGCGUCAUCGUCAAGCAGAUGGGUUUACCCCUGAAGCUGGUUGCCAUGGUGAAUUCUAAUGACAUCAUUCACAGGACGCUAAGCUCCGGUGACUUCUCCAUGGCAGCUACGGUCACACAAACCCUGGCGCCUGCUAUAGACAUCCAGGACCCGUACAACAUGGAGCGAGUGUUCUGGCUGCUGUCGAACAGAGACGGAGCAUCAGUGAAGAACAUGAUGGAAGAGUUUCAGCACACACACAAACACACUCUGCCCGAAAACCUGCACCAUGAGUUGUUGGAGAUUUUAAUGUCUGGGACGGUGACGGAUGACGGCAUCCUGGAGACCAUGAGGAGGUGCUGGGAGGAGAACAGCUACGUGCUGUGUCCUCACUCUGCUGUGGCUGUGUGGCAUCACUACAACUGUCCACACACAUCUGGACUCAACAGAUGCUACAUCGCGACAGCAUCUCCGGCCAAGUUUCUGGCGACGGUGGAGCGUGCCGGCCUGACCUUUGACCCGCCCGAGGCUGUGCUGGCACUGGACAAGUUAGCCACUCGCUGCGAAAACCUGGAGCGGAGCGCGGACUGGAGCAAAGACUGGGAGGAAGCACUUAGAAGGAAACUCCAGACCUUCAACUGCACCAGGAGAAGCUCGGGAGUGUGAUGCACCUGUGACCCUUAUGACACGUUGUCAUUGUCUUAUUUUAUAUUUUAAAUUUAAAUUUCUUUUUAAAACAAAUGAACAGUGUAUGACACACUACAGCAAUAAUGUGUGAAUUUAUUCACCAAUAUUUUGACUGUUUUGGCCCCAAAACGCUAAACUCAAGGAGCAGACUUCAAAGAAAGACUUGUCUUUUGCUGCCCUCUUGUGGGAGUUUUUGUAAAAGCACUUUGACAUUUCUUACUCUUUAUUCAAAUGAAGAGAAUUAUUUGUAACAGAGUUGUUGUGUCUAAUAAGACAAUAAACUAACAAUGAAGUAUAGAAA